UCAGGAUUUAAUGAUUGUGAUGAUGGUUGUGUUUCCUACAGUCAGCGCCUGGAAGCGCACUAGAUCUGUGGGGACCGUCUCAGUCAAUCUCUCCGCACAUUCGUGACUGCUUCGAGUCGAUCCUUGCAUCAGCAGCCUGGCCGACGGAAGUAUUUAUGCAUCCAGUCGUAGGGAAUGCGUAAGAAAGUUGUGAUGCGAUUCAGGAGGGAUUUGUUCCAGCAGUGACCAAUUCAGAUCGGAGUGGCGUAGUGAUAGGGUGUCGAGUGAGGCAGAAACAGCGUGAAGUUCAUCGAUAACGUGGGUUUCAGAACAUGAGUGCUGCAGUUCAUGCAAGCCAGUGGCGUGGUGCGCAGGUCGGGGGGUUGUGGUACGAGGAUGCGGAGCGGGCGAGAAGGACACAUGUGGAUACCGCGAGACACUGCGCGCAAUUGGACGACGAUGGCGUGAUUGAGCCUGGGCCGGAGGCGAUGCGCGCUCCCGAGAGCCCAUUCCAGUUUGCGGUUCCUGACUGUCUCCCUACUCCGAACGCUGGUUUCGCCUUGGAUUACCUGAGUUUGAUGGAGUCUCCGAAAUUGGACUCGCAGUUCGACUUCGAGCACCACUCCAGCGAUAAUGGUAGCACUGGCGAAAGUUUGCUGGUCGCGGAGGGGAGCUGGAAAGCUAGCAACGCGCGUGAGCCGAGCAGUGGACUGAGCUGGGCGACAUCGGUGUCUCAGAGCCUGAAGAAGGCGCUGGGGACCAACUUGGCAGAGCAGAUGCGUGAGACAGUGGGAGCGUUCGUGAACACGCUCAACGUGGCCGAAUACUCGACGUUGGGGUCGGUUAACGCAAUGAAGAGCACGAAGUCAAGGCCAUGCAGGAGUCUGAAGCCGCUGCUGGCGCUAGACAUACCUGGGAAAGUGCAGACGCGAACAGCCGUAGUUGGAGAUACCGUCAAUGUGGCCGUAGUUCGCACGGUUUCGAGUCCAUCGGGAUCCAAACGAGUGCAGUUCCAAGGGUCGGAGUCCAUUGCUGCGCAGUUCUCAGAGGUCGACGAGGCACUACCUCCACUGGACGGAAGCAUCGGCGACGAUAUGUCGUCGCUGUUCGAUUUGCUGGAGGAGCCCGCUUCACAGCCCAAAUCCGCCGGCGCGGAUGCGAAGGAAUCCGCUGGCGAAGUAGGGUUUAAGGUCUCCCCACCCUCACAGCACGAGAAGAUGACGGUGCAGAGGAAGGGCGCGAAGCAGCAAACAGCGUGGCAGCCGCACUACAGAGGAGUGAGGCACAGGCCGUGGGGAAAAUUCGCAGCCGAGAUCCGAGAUCCAGCAAAGAAUGGCGCCCGAGUGUGGCUGGGAACUUUCGACACGGCCGAGCUGGCGGGAUUGGCAUACGACAGGGCAGCACUCAAGUUGCGAGGCUCGCGCGCACUCUUGAACUUCCCCCUGAGGGCAACGACGGCUUUAUCCGAUCCGGAGUCUUUUCCUGCGCCGCCUGUGUCAUCCUCGACGCGCAAGUUCGCUCAAGGCUCGGCAGGUUCAUCUACAGGGCGACAGAGCCUGGGUCUGAGCUACACGGCGCGGUAUCCAGCUGUGGAGAUGGCGGGCACGUUCGUUCCGAAGAAGAGGGUGGGGUUGGGCUCUGGCACGGAUGCAACGAAGAGAUUGCGCGUGGAGGAUCUUUGUUGAACAGAGGUGGUGCGAGCCUGUGGUCACCGCACGCACAAGGAACGGACGUGUGGCGCAUGAAGCCGUGGAAUUGGGUGCCGGUGUUGGCUUCGGUUGAGGCACCGCACAGCAGGAGAUUGUAAAUUGCACUAGAGAUUGAAGUUCAUCUGCAUCAUCAUCAUCCUCCUCUGCUACUGAGAACUAUCACAAUACUUGGUUUAUUUUGUUAUAUUUUGUUUUUCUUUCUAUUCUCUUUUAUUGAGGCACGAUUCAAGCCUUGCUACAUUCUUUAGGAUUCCCGACCAGGCUGGUAGUGCGAAGCACCUCUGGCGUGAAGGAAUGCCGUGUACCAUGUUUUCAACCUUAAGGGGUACAUACACAAUUGAUUGCACCAAGAGUGCUGCCACUUGCCAUC
Physcomitrium patens is the source of this 2058-nucleotide messenger RNA. RefSeq lists its product as uncharacterized. The record is from RefSeq and is a predicted model, not a curated record. NCBI's taxonomy places the organism in Eukaryota, Viridiplantae, Streptophyta, Bryopsida, Funariales, Funariaceae. Gene Ontology annotation, biological process: ethylene-activated signaling pathway; regulation of DNA-templated transcription. Gene Ontology annotation, molecular function: DNA-binding transcription factor activity; DNA binding.